AUAAAAAAAGAGAAGAAAAUAGAAGAGAAAAGACGAGAAAUGGAAUUCUUCGAAAUAUUAUUUCCUCUCCAAACGUAAUUCCGAAAUCGUCAAGAGGCGUCGCAUCGGACCAUCGUCUCCUAUAAAUAAAUCAGCUCCAGGUCCUAUCGGUCAUUUUCCUCAUUUUUUCUCAAUCGUCCAUUUCUCCCACCUUAGGAAGCCCUAGAUUUCUCAAAUUCCUCUAGAGCUAGGGUUUUCGUUCUCUCUUCGAUUCUUCGGGUCAGAUUGAUUUCCUUGAAUGAAGGACAGGUUGUAGCAGUUCGGCGAUUUCCUCACCGUUUGAUGGGCAACGCAUGCCGCGGAUCUUUUGGAGACAUAGACAUCCCGGGCGACACCAAGCCCAUCGAUCGGUCCGUACAUUCUAGAACAUCCGACGCGACAACUGCAUCCAACCACGCGAAUUCUAAUUUUCCUGGCGGCGGCAUCGCUAAUUCCUAUACAAUCCCUGACAAUCCCUACAGAGUCGGCGUUGACAGUCCGAGAGGGAUCAACAUGAAGCGGUCCAGCGACAACCAGGCAUCCUAUGUUCUUGGCCACAAGACGCCGAACAUUCGCGAUGUCUACACGCUUGGACGGAAACUGGGGCAAGGGCAGUUCGGGACGACGUAUCUGUGCACGGAGAUUUCCACUGGUAUUGAAUAUGCGUGCAAGUCGAUCUCGAAGAGGAAGCUGAUUGCGAAGGAAGAUGUGGAGGACGUGAGGAGGGAGAUUCAGAUAAUGCACCAUCUCGCAGGGCAUAAGAACGUCGUGACGAUAAAGGGAGCAUAUGAGGAUUCGUUGUAUGUGCACAUUGUGAUGGAGUUGUGUGGAGGGGGAGAGUUGUUCGAUCGGAUUAUUCAGAGGGGGCAGUAUAGUGAGCAGAACGCAGCCCAGCUGACGAAGAUUAUUGUGGGGGUCGUGGAGGCGUGCCAUUCGCUUGGAGUUAUACACAGGGAUUUGAAGCCAGAGAAUUUCUUGUUGCUAAAUAAAGAUGAUGACUUAUCACUUAAAGCAAUUGAUUUUGGGCUCUCCGUUUUCUUCAAACCAGGUCAAGUAUUCACAGAUGUAGUUGGAAGCCCAUAUUAUGUUGCCCCUGAGGUACUAUGCAAGCACUAUGGGCCAGAGUCAGAUGUAUGGACAGCAGGGGUUAUACUGUACAUAUUGUUGAGUGGCGUACCACCUUUUUGGGCAGAAACACAGCAGGGGAUAUUUGAUGCAGUUUUGAAGGGUGAGAUUGAUUUUGAAUCAGAUCCAUGGCCUGUGAUCUCUGACAGUGCCAAGGAUCUUAUUAGCAAGAUGCUCCGCUCUCCCCCGUCGGAUCGCUUAACUGCUCACGAAGUACUGUGUCAUCCUUGGAUAUGUGAAAAUGGAGUUGCUCCUGACCGUGCAUUAGAUUCAGCAGUACUUUCUCGCCUUAAGCAAUUCUCUGCGUUGAAUAAGUUGAAGAAGUUGGCUUUACGGGUAAUAGCUGAGAGCCUUUCAGAGGAAGAGAUUGCUGGUUUAAAAGAGAUGUUUAAGGCAAUGGAUACUGACAACAGCGGUGCCAUCACGUUUGAUGAAUUAAAAGCUGGUCUGAAAAGAUAUGGUUCUAAUUUGAAGGAAUCAGAAAUCCGCGACCUUAUGGAUGCAGCUGAUGUUGAUAACAGUGGCAGCAUUGACUAUGGGGAAUUUAUAACUGCAACGCUUCAUCUCAACAAACUGGAACGUGAGGAACAUCUCGUUGCAGCAUUUUCAUAUUUCGACAAGGAUAGCAGUGGUUACAUCACAGUCGAUGAGCUCCAGCAAGCUUGUAAAGAGCAUAACAUAACUGACUUCCCUCUUGAGGAUAUUAUCAGAGAAGCUGAUCAAAACAACGAUGGCCGGAUUGAUUAUGGGGAGUUUGUUGCCAUGAUGCAAAAAGGCAACGGUGGAAUUGGAAGACGAACCAUGCGGAACAGUCUGAAUAUCAGCAUGAGAGAUGCAUCAGAGGCACAUUAAGUUUUGGUCACGUCUGUUGUGUUGUACAGCAAGGCCAAGGAGAUGGGUGGUAAUGUAUGUCUGAUGGUUUUCAGGUUUUCCCACAGGUUUGGAAGUGUUUUGGAGAUGUUUUCUGGCGAUGAAGCUUCUAUGUAUUGGGCCGAUUAUUUAGUCAACCAGGUCUGUAAUGGCUGCAUAACUAAAAAUUAAAUUAAAUUAUGUAUCUUAAUUUAAUAUAAGAUUUUAAUCUUACAAAAAAAAAAAGAAAAAGAGUUCUACUCUUGGAUUUUCCUUC
Magnolia sinica is the source of this 2269-nucleotide messenger RNA. Its product is annotated as calcium-dependent protein kinase 26-like. NCBI's taxonomy places the organism in Eukaryota, Viridiplantae, Streptophyta, Magnoliopsida, Magnoliales, Magnoliaceae. Gene Ontology annotation, molecular function: calcium ion binding; calcium-dependent protein serine/threonine kinase activity; ATP binding. The record is from RefSeq and is a predicted model, not a curated record. Gene Ontology annotation, cellular component: nucleus; cytoplasm. The coding region runs from base 322 to 1995 and encodes 557 amino acids. The transcript has 8 exons. Gene Ontology annotation, biological process: peptidyl-serine phosphorylation; protein autophosphorylation; intracellular signal transduction.